This is a messenger RNA of Rubroshorea leprosula, 1648 nucleotides long. The record is from the annotation of a GenBank genome assembly. NCBI's taxonomy places the organism in Eukaryota, Viridiplantae, Streptophyta, Magnoliopsida, Malvales, Dipterocarpaceae.
CCAUCGCCUCCCACACUCUCCCGCCAUGAAGAACCGGAGCGACGGCAAGAUCUCCUUCAGAUGGAUCCCCUUUCUCUGCAUCUUCUGCUUCACUUGCGGAAUUCUCUUCACUAGCAGGAUGUGGGUUUUGCAUGAAUCUAACGGUCAGCUCAUCUCGCAGCACCGCCGCGAACAGGAGUUGCAGAGCGUCUCCGACGAUUGCUCUACUAAGAAAAAACCUGAAGAUGUAAUGAAGGAAAUUUUGAAAACCCAUGGAGCAAUUCGAACAUUAGACAAGUCAGUGGCAAUGCUCCAGAUGCAGCUGGCUGCAGCUCGGAGCACUGAGGAAUUGGGAAGCUCGGAUGGCUAUGGCUCCAGUUCUGUCUCCUCCUUGUUUCAUGACAGCCCCCCAAGACAGAAGGUUUUCAUGGUUAUGGGAAUUAAUACUGCUUUUAGCAGUAGGAGACGACGUGAUUCUGUCAGAGAGACUUGGAUGCCUCAAGGAGAAAAGCUUUUCCAAUUGGAGCGUGAGAAGGGAAUUGUCAUUCGGUUCAUGAUUGGCCACAGUGCAGUGUCCAACAGCAUUUUGGAUAGAGCUAUUGAUUCUGAAGAUGCACAGCAUAAGGACUUCCUUAGGCUGGAGCAUGUUGAAGGAUAUCAUGAAUUGACUGCCAAAACAAAAAUUUUCUUUUCUACUGCUGUUGCAAAAUGGGAUGCUGAUUUCUAUGUCAAGGUGGAUGAUGAUGUCCAUGUCAACAUUGGAAUGUUGGCUACUACUCUAGCCCAUCACCGCUCGAAGUCUAGAGUCUAUAUUGGGUGUAUGAAAUCUGGACCUGUUCUUUCUCAAAAGAAUGUUAAGUACCAUGAACCGGAGUACUGGAAAUUUGGAGAGGAGGGGAACAAAUAUUUCCGGCAUGCAACUGGACAGAUAUAUGCAGUUUCAAAGGACCUUGCAACAUACAUCUCCAUAAACCAGCCCAUAUUGCAUAAGUAUGCUAAUGAAGAUGUCUCACUCGGUUCUUGGUUUAUUGGCCUUGAUGUUGAGCACAUAGACGACCGAAAUAUGUGCUGCGGGACUCCUCCAGAUUGUGAGUGGAAGGCUCAAGCAGGUAACAUAUGUGUUGCAUCUUUUGAUUGGAGCUGCAGUGGAAUAUGCAAAUCAGUGGAGAAGAUCAAAUUUGUUCAUGAAAGGUGUCAUGAGGGGGAGGGAGCUGUUUGGAGCGCUCUAAUUUAAAUAGACUGGCACAGUUUCAUUGGCAAACAAUACGGAUCAACAUGGCAAAACACAGUUUUGGUAGUUGAGAUAGGGAAAGGGGGAGCAUAGUUGUGCAUUGGGGUGCUGGUUCAUGUUUGCUCUACAUUUUGUUGAAUUUUACAAGCAAAUCACACACAAAAGAGGAAGCAAAUACCUAUUCAAUCACACGUGCAAGGAGCUUAUACAUAAAGCAUUUCUUCCAAAUCUUGAUUUGAAGUUAUACACACAACCUCUUGUACUACUCUUUUUCCCCAACUCUUUGCAUGGGAAUUGAAUGUACCCUUUUAAGAUGGUUGUUCUAACCCCAAAAGCAUGUGUAUGGACCUUUUUUUUUUCUCGAACAAAAUGAAAUUUUGCUAAUUUGUAUCUUGUUGUUUGAACAUUUUAUAGUAUUAGUAGAAUUGAAUGAUAGUG